Messenger RNA from Dioscorea cayenensis subsp. rotundata (Guinea yam), 1238 nucleotides. RefSeq names its product deoxyhypusine hydroxylase-B. The coding region runs from base 23 to 1060 and encodes 345 amino acids. The transcript is spliced from 7 exons. Lineage: Eukaryota; Viridiplantae; Streptophyta; Magnoliopsida; Dioscoreales; Dioscoreaceae. Gene Ontology annotation, molecular function: deoxyhypusine monooxygenase activity. Gene Ontology annotation, biological process: peptidyl-hypusine biosynthetic process. The record is from RefSeq and is a predicted model, not a curated record.
UGCUAUCUCAAAGUCGGCACUAAUGGCGCCGACUUUGAGAACAAUAAGCACAGUUGGGCGCGAAGCUUUCCUCUUCUCCGCUCUAGGGUUUCAUACCGAGCUUUCCAUCGUCGCCAUGGCCUUCGAGAACUCCUUCGAGUCCACACCGGAGAUGGAGAAGUUCCUGUGCCAGAGGCUUCUUGAUCGCUCUCAACCCAUCGCCGAGCGGUUCCGCGCCCUCUUUUCCCUCCGCAAUCUCCGCGGCCCCGGUCCUCGCGAAGCGCUCUUGCUUGCUACGAAGGAUUCUUCGAAUUUGUUAGCCCAUGAGGCCGCUUUCGCACUGGGUCAAAUGCAGGACCUUGAAGCUGUUCCCACACUGGUGGAGAUCCUCAAAGAUCACUCCUUGCAUCCCAUUGUCCGGCACGAGGCAGCUGAAGCUCUUGGAGCAAUUGGAUUUGAAGGAAUUGUUCCUUUGUUAGAAAAUACUCUGGCAUUGGAUCCUGCUGUAGAGGUGAAAGAAACUUGUGAAUUAGCUCUAAGGCGGAUCAGGGAAAAGAAGAAUGCUGGUAAUGAGGAUGGACAGUGUCAUGUUGAAACUUCACCUUUCUUAUCUGUUGAUCCGGCACUUCCCGCUUCCCUUUCUUCUUCAGUGGAACAACUAAGGGAAGUUUUACUAUGCGAAGAAGAGGGCAUGUAUGAGCGUUAUUCAGCUUUAUUUGCACUUCGCAACCGUGGUGAUGGUCCUGCAGUAGGUGCUAUUAUUGAUUCUCUAAGUGGUAAAAGUGCUCUCCUCCGACAUGAGGUAGCAUAUGUAUUAGGUCAAUUGCAGAACAAGGCUGCUUCUGCUGCAUUAUCCCAGAUCCUCAGAAAUGCAAAUGAGCACCCCAUGGUCAGACAUGAAGCCGCAGAAGCACUAGGUUCAAUAGCAGACAGUGAAAGUGUCGCCCUUCUAAAGGAAUUCACCAUGGAUCCGGAGCCUAUAGUCUCCCAGAGCUGUGAAGUUGCUCUCUCAAUGCUGGAAUUCGAAAGAUCCGGCAAGUCCUUCGAGUAUCUCUUCUUGCAAACUCCACAAGUGCAAUAGUGGUGAAACAACUACAGAAUACAAUUCAUCUACCAAAUCUACAUUGUAAUGUAAUCCAGCUGCACAAAACUGUUAGUUUAUACAUUUAUAUGCAUGUGAGAGAGACUUGCAAAAACCUCUGUUUUGAUAGCAAAUGACUUGUAACACAAAACUAGAAACUUUUUUCAAUCAAUAAAGC